AUGCCCGGACAAGGACCCACGGUCUUAGGGCUUGUUCAACAGGCGCAGUUCGUGCAGUUCGUGCUUGACCCGUGGACCGCUCGAAUAUGUGCUGUGAGCGAGGGCGCAUGCGAUGCGUUAGGUUAUGCUCCCGAGGAGCUAGAAGCGCUGACGCUGUGCGGUUUAAUUGACGGCUUGCCGUUACCGGAAUGGCUGCAGCUGGUUGCCCCCCUCGCGACCGGGGAGCAGCGCGGCGCGAAGCUCGACGCGCUUCUGAGACUAGGAAGAGGAGCAGACGGGACGGGCGGAAGCGCAGGGGAAACGGUUGGGGAAAACGCGGUGGGAAACGAAAAUGAGGGUUUCGUUGGGGGGGACCGCAUUGGCCGGUCCAGUAGCCGAAGCAGCGGGGGAGGUUCGGAAGCAGCGGGGUUGUCGCUGGCUCGGCGGAAGACUUGGGGAACGGGAGCUGGCGGUGCAGGGCGAGGCGGAAGCGCAGGCGGGGGAGUAAGGGGGGGGGUUUCCGCUGGUGCGGAGGUUUCUGCGCUGCACGCGGGGCUGCGCACGAGCACGUCGGAGGAGGUGCGGUCGUUCUCGUCCACGUCGGACAGCUUCUCGCGGGACGGGUUCGCGCAGAAUCAAAUAUUUUCGGAUGACGACGACGACGAUGACGAUGACGAUUAUGGCGGGGACGGGAUGCUCGGCGCGCAAUGGGCGGAAGACGGAGCGGCGAGGCGGAGGAGCAGGCGGAAGCACAGGGAAGGGCGGAAGCGGCUCCAGCAGCAGCAGCGGGAACAGCAGCAGCAGCAGCAGGGGAGGGAGCAGAGACAGGAGCAGGGGAAGCAGUUGGGAAAGGAGCAGUUUGCGAGGGAGCAGCAGGUGGUAACCGCUCUCGGCGAGUCUCGCGAAACGAACAGUGGCGCGUCUGCUGCUGGCGGGAAGCCCGUUCUGUUUUCCAUCCUGCUCCAAUACUUCGAGACCAACGGGGAGCGCGAGCUUGUAGCAACGGCGCACCCGCUCCCGCAGCAGCGGGGGCAGCAAGGGGAACGGAACGUUGACGAUGACGUUCACGCUGACGUUCACGCUGACGUUGACGUUGACGAUCCCGCGUCCCCAUACCCCAAGUCCUUUUCCCUUACCACUCAGCCACUGACGGGCUCCGGCGGCCCGGGCGCCUUGAGGUGCCUCUUAGUAGGCUCCUUGAACCACGGAAGCGGCUCGGAGCAGCAUGACUGGAGCGUCCGCGGCGGGCAGGGCGCAGCGGGGGAGGCUGGCGGGAUUGGCGGGAAUGGCGGAAGUUGGGAUGUUGGCGCGGGCGGAAGCGGGGGUGAUUAUAGGACGGCGGAUAGUGGGGGAGAGUACAAGGGGGAGGGCAAUAGAGCAGGCUCGGCGCUUCGGCGGGAAGCUAGUCUAGGGACAGGGAUUCGACGAGAGAGCAGCAUAGGGGCGGGGCUUCGGCGGGAGAGUAGCGUAGGCUCGGGGCGCUUACCGCCUUUGCAUUCCCAGUCAAACGAUGGCGAAGCGAGCGUUCCUCCGCAUGCGUUUGUGCAUGCGCACGCUCUCGAGAACAUAGGCAAGGGCCCGAGCGUGAGUGCGAAGGCGAAUGUGAGUGCAGCAGUGCAGAUUAAUCCGCAGCAGGUGGGAAAUAGGCCGCGAUUAAAGGAGUUUAAGGAUAACGAGCUGACGUGGGAAGAGAAGGUGACGUGGCAGAUGGGGGAAGGCGCGAGCGGGGAAAGCAGGGGGAUAGGUGGCGGCGGCGGAGGGAGCGGGGGGAGCAGGGCGAAGACGGGGAGCAGGGGGAGCAGGGGGAGAAAUGGCGGAAGAGGGGGGGGGGGACUGGGGCGCCAGCGUAGCUUAGACGCGAAUUUCGUGCAAGAGAUAGGUUUCGCGAGUAAAAGUGACUCUGAGGAGGAUUUCCCGCUCGGGCGGAGAGGGGGGGCGGAAGGGGAGCGGAUGGGGGGAGCGGAACGGUUUGGGGGAAGCGGAACCACGGUUGGAGGGGGAAGAAUGGGGGGAGCGGGGGCGGGGGGGAAGACAGUGCGGGGAAUGGUGGCUAUGUCCCCCGAGAGGAGGUGGUGUGGGACGAGCGGAGGGGGAAAGGGGAAGACAGGGGGGUCGUGGGGCGGAGAGAAAGGGUUUGUGGCGGAAGAAGGGGAAUUCGAGGCGGAGGGGGAGGCGAGGGGGGAUGGAAGGGGAGAGGUGAGGGGAGAGGGAAGGACGGAGGGGAGGGGGGCGGGGAGGAGACAGGAAAGAGACCAGCUAGACGCUGUUGUUGGUGGUGGUGCUGGUCGUGAUAGGGGCGGCGGCGGCGGCGGUGGUGGUGGUGGUGGUGGUAGUGAUGAUGAUGAUGAGACUUGUAUAGGGCCUACGAGGGCACAGACGUUGGGAAGGCUGUCUGAGAGGAAUGGGAGAAGAAUGAGAUUCAAAUCAGAGGGCGGCGGUUUCACCCACUCAUGGCUGGAUGACGUGGCGGACUCCCAUUGGCUCCCGGACCUGCACGUCCGGGCCCUCCUGGACGAGGCAGGGAUAGGCCUGGCGGGGCUCCGCCUGGGCAGUGGCGAGCUGGUUCACUGCAGUGCUGCUCUAGCCGCCAUCCUGGGGCGAUCAGUCAAUGCACUAGAGGGCUCUCCGCUGCAGAACUUCCUCAGCGCCCCUGCCAUUCGCAGCUUCCAGAACUGGUUCGGAAGCAUCUCAGCAGCGACUCUUUCAGCACACGCGCAGCACCUAUCACCUCACGCCACGUGGCACAGACAGUCCCACCAUGACCUGCCCGUCAUCCUGCCAGGUGGGUCAUCUCAUCUCUGCUCUGUGCUGGCUCUAUCAAUCGUUCUCAGAAGGAAUAUGCCACGUGGCACCAGCAGAAGGAACAUGCCUAACGUCCAUCCAUCUCCCCUUACAACCCCACAGGAGGCAGCAUGCGGUGCAUUCGCCUCACAUGCCACGUGGCACCAGCAGAAGGAAUAUGCCACGUGGCACCAGCAGAAGGAAUAUGCCACGUGGCACCAGCAGAAGGAACAUGCCUAA
Messenger RNA from Closterium sp. Naga37s-1, 3000 nucleotides. The record is from the annotation of a GenBank genome assembly. NCBI's taxonomy places the organism in Eukaryota, Viridiplantae, Streptophyta, Zygnematophyceae, Desmidiales, Closteriaceae.